UGAGAUGACAAGCGAUUGAAUGCAGCACAGAGGAGCCUGCAGUCUGAGAGAGGGCACUGUCUUCACUGUGUCUGCGGCGAUCAGCAACAUGAACACAGCAUCAAGCAAGUCCCCGGAGGAGCACCGAGAGGGUCAGCAGCAAGCUCCCUUUGUAGGGCGAGCCUUCAUUUACCUGCUCGCCAUGUUCCUGCUCGUUCAUAUGCUCUCCAGUGCUUUACUAUACGUCUACUUCUCCAUCAAACUGCAGAAGGUCCAGGACAUAAUGAACACGGAACCAGAUUCUGUAUUCCUGCAGAUUCUAAAAAAGUGCGAAAGUAAGGAUCAGUUUGAAAAGAACAAACAUUUCUGUGAUGGAGAAAAAUCCCAUUUCCAGCACUUACUGAAGUACCUUGUGAACAACACUGAAGAACAGCAGCAACAUGAAGUUCCAAGCCCAGAAAAGCAGAUAGGGAGCCAUCCUGGUCCAACUAUCAGCAGCAGCAUCAGACCUGGACAGACAGCAGCUCAUCUCAUCGCCACCGCUCCGUCCCACCACAAAGCAGUGGACACCAACUUUCCCAAAGACAAAGGCAAACCGAUAAAGCAGUGGAUGGCGAAAGGCUUCCCAGCAUUUACCCACAAUAUAAACUAUACUGGUGGGAAGCUUGUUAUCACUGAGCCUGGAUUUUAUUACGUUUACUGUCAGGUUAGUUUUCGACUGUCCAGUAACAAGACCGUCAACGCAUCCAACGCCCCGUUUCUUCAAUACAUCUAUUUGCAAAGAACAAAGAACCAAGUCACGCUCCUCAUGAAGGCAUCGAAAACACCAGUUGAUAAAAAGCAAGCUGCUAGUUUCAACUCAGUCAACCAAGGGGGUGUGUUUCAACUGAAAUCAGGAGAUAAACUGUUUGUGAGUGUGACUGACCCCGAAUUGCUCAGUUAUGAUGCCACUUACUUUGGUAUCUUUCAGCUUUAAGUCUUUCUGUUAAAACGUGACAUAAAGUCUGCCAUCAGGUAGAAAGACUCCGGUGUUUUGCCACUGGCUAAUUGUUUCGAACUGCAGAGUAUCUCACUGGAAUCAACAAGAUCUCUCCCUCCUCUAAUUAGCAACAAAAUACAUUCCAGCAACAACAACAUUUCAACGUUUCAACAUUAGUGGGCGGCACGGUGGCACAGUGGUUAGCACUGCUGCCUCACAGCACCUGAGACCCGGGUUCAAUCCCGUCUCCGGCGACUGACUGUGUGGAGUUUGCACGUUCUCCCCGUGUCUGUGUGGUUUUCCUCCGGGUGCUCCGAUUUCCUCCCACAAUCCAAAGAUGUGCAGGUCAGGUGAAUUGGCCAUGCUAAAUUGCCCGUAGUGUUAGGUAAGGGGGUAAAUGUAGGGGUAUGGGUGGUUUGCGCUUUGGCGGGUUGGUGUGGACUUGUUGGGCUGAAGGGCCUGUUUCCACACUGUAAGUAAUCUAAUCUAAUAAUUUCUUAAUCACUCCUUUACUGGCACUAACCCAAAGUGCCAACAUCCCUUCAUAUUCCUCAUUGGAGCCCUAGAAAAGCACUGCAUUCUGAAAACUGUAAGACUGAGAAUAACAGAAGGUCAACCUCCCACUCUGCUCCAGUGAAUUAGCCCCUUCAGUUACACAGUGCAAGAAACUGACAGUGAAAUGACUGUUCCUUGCACCAAUUACCAAUUGCUAGUUGAGGCCUGGUUUUUAUCAGAUUGAUGCUAACUGCAGCCUGCCUUAGUAAAGCCCUACAGUAACAAGGUGACCAUGUGACUACGCACAUCUCGGUCUACAAUGCCAACUGGAAUGAGCUGCUGCAGGCAGUCUCAGAGUGACAGGGAAUUCUGCUGGAAAUAACCAUUACUGACCUCUAAAUACCCCAGGUAGUGGGCUGGGGGCCAAUGUUAAAUGGCGCGAAUGAGCAGAUUGCUGGGUGGGGACUGUACUUUGUUUAACUUAUUAGUUUGUGAUUAAACUCAUAGUCUUUAGUAAGGCCUGUCUUCUGACUGUAGACGAUUGUCAAGUGCAUCCUGUCUUGAUGCAACAGCGUGGAGCUUGUGAACAGAAAACCACAGCCCCACUGCACUCAGGCAAUGUUAGUGACAAGGAAGCUUUAUCUGAAUGAGCCCUCAUUCCCUUGUCUAAGCAGAUCUUAUAUGAAACAAAUAGUGAACAGGUUAAAAAGAGAAAUGAAUAUUAGUGAGAUCUCACUGAAGGAAAGCUGAGAAGGUCUUCUUGUAGCUGAAAUGUUCAUUUCAAGUGUGAGACUAUCAUCAUUCUCGAAGAACUGUACCAUAUUUGCAAUUGUUCACAAAUGCAUUUGAUAUCUUAUUGCUAUCGCUUACAUAAAGCAUCAGAUUUGAAAGGGCCAAUGAAACGCCUCAGUAACUUUACAGAUAAACAGUUUGAAACAAGCUGAUUGUAUUCCAUUGUCCCCUGUGAAGUGGUUUAGUAUUCGAAGUGAUGUGUCUUUGAUAAAGUGGAACUGAACCAUAGACACUCAGGAAAUGAAGUUUUAAAUCUUCUAAAUAAUGUGUUACCACUUCAGCAGUUCUUGCUAAACAGAAUGUUGUUAUUGCAGGCUAAUUUUCCUCCUAGGUUGCU
Molecule: messenger RNA, 2582 nt
Organism: Hemiscyllium ocellatum (epaulette shark)
Lineage: Eukaryota; Metazoa; Chordata; Chondrichthyes; Orectolobiformes; Hemiscylliidae
Product: CD40 ligand-like
Exons: 5
Coding region: 20-955 (311 amino acids)
Biological process (GO): immune response
Cellular component (GO): membrane
Molecular function (GO): tumor necrosis factor receptor binding
Source: RefSeq, a predicted model, not a curated record